AUGGUCAAGGGAGAAGAUCAUGAACAUCUCUUCACGUACCUAUUCGACGACCCGUAUCCGUCACUCGCGUCGUUCAAGGAAGCCGUCGUCACAAAAUCGCAGGCGCAGGACCCGCUGUUCUUCGCCAUGGUUGACAACACGACCUCCAAACCCGUCGGUUGGGCUAGCUUGAUGCGCAUCGACACCACCCAUCGCGUCGUCGAGGUCGGGAACAUCCUCUUCUCGCCUCAGCUGCAGCGCACCAAAGCCGCCACGGAGGCAAUGUACCUGCUGGCCAAGUACGUGUUUGAAGAGCUCGAGUACCGGCGGUACGAGUGGAAGUGCGACAACCUCAACGGGCCGUCGAAGCGAGCGGCGAUCAGGUAUGGAUUCACCUUUGAGGGCGUGUUCCGCAAGCACAUGGUCUACAAGGGGCGGAGUCGAGAUACGUGCUGGUUCUCCAUGGUUGAGGAGGAUUGGUCGGAGAGGGGUGUUAAGAAAGGGUUUGAAGCAUGGUUGGAUGACGGGAAUUUCGACGGACAAGGGAGGCAGAAGAGACGGUUGGGAGAAGUUCGAGGGGAGAUGCAGGGCCAGAAAGGGCCGGUUGUGCUGGAGUUGUAA
This is a messenger RNA of Cladophialophora carrionii CBS 160.54, 600 nucleotides long. RefSeq lists its product as uncharacterized. The coding region runs from base 1 to 600 and encodes 199 amino acids. The transcript has a single exon. Gene Ontology annotation, molecular function: protein-N-terminal-alanine acetyltransferase activity; protein N-terminal-serine acetyltransferase activity. The record is from RefSeq and is a predicted model, not a curated record. NCBI's taxonomy places the organism in Eukaryota, Fungi, Ascomycota, Eurotiomycetes, Chaetothyriales, Herpotrichiellaceae.